AUUCAUUCAGUCGAUCACAUCCGAAGUUCUCGCUCCCAGUCUUACCGAAGUUUCUCACCCCAGCCACAGGUUGGUGCAUCCGCGACGAUUUUGUCUGUGCAUUUAAAGUUUCAAAACUGUUGAAAACCCUGUUUUGUGCAGUGCCCAGAGGGUACAUCGCCCAGAUUGUGGACAAAAUGAAGACAGACGACAAAAAUACAACGCCAAAACUGCGGAUUGCUGUCAUCGGCAAAUCUAACGUUGGAAAGUCAGCUCUUACCGUUAGAUACUUGACGAAAAGGUUCAUUGGAGAAUACAGGAGUAAUACAGAUCUCCUUUACCGGCAAGUCAUCACUUUAAACAAGUCUCCUUUGGAGGUAGAGAUUGUUGACGUAUGUAGCUGUGACAUCCAAGCUUUCCCUGAGGAGGCGAUAUAUUGGGCGGAUGCGUGUGCCGUAGUUUACGACAUUACUUGCAGAAAUUCCUUCACACAAGCCACAGAUAUGCUGCAGAAAGUUUUACAUCUGAGAAGUCACAUUCCGACGAUGCUUCUAGGGAAUAAAGUUGAUCUCGAACACCUACGACAAGUCGAGGAAGUGGAGGGUCGCACGUUAGCGAUCCAAAGCAACUGUCAAUUCUACGAAGUAUCAGUCGCGGAAAACUCAGCGGAAAUCUAUUCAGCAUUCGACACGAUUCUAAACGAGUGUCGCUCAGCACUGAGGACUCAGAAAACGAGAAAGUUCUCCGUUACGAAAAUGCUUGGAACCCUAAUCGGCAAUUGCAACAAGGCACCAGUCGCCAACCAGGGAGGAACCGUCGUCGUCUGCCACAAAUCAGACCUUUAUAAGGCACGAAUACUCAGAAGGAGGCAGAACUUCACGGCGACGGUGUCCCUAUGACCCACCGCUAACGAAGAGCUAGAAUCUCGUUAAUUUUUUUUUCUGAGGCUUGAAGACUUUGGUGGCUUCUUAGUUUUAUAAGGAGCUCUGAUAUUAUAGUAUGUAAGAAGAAUGAACUUUGGUGAUAGCGCAUAUGCGAAAUGUGGUAUUUUUUUUAGGUUUUUGUAUGUAAAAGAGCGCCGUUUGGGCUAAAAAAUUAGAUAGAAUGGAAUUUUGAUCACAAAAUGGACGUUUUACUGACUUAAAAUGGCGCCCAAUUUAGACAUAUUUUAUUUUAAUCAUGAAAUUAUGUAUACAGCAACAUAGACAUCAUACCUAACUAUCUUUCAAAGUAAUUAUAGAUGAAAUUAAUUAUAGAUAAAAUAAUGUUUGAGUAUGAUUUGAGUAAAAGUAAGAUAAAAAUUAUCAAAAAGGUUUUGCUUUUGUUACAAAAUUCAGUGUUUAUUUAUUUUUGUAGAACUAAAUGAGAAUUUGUGACAUCAUUUCAUUGAUUAAAUUAAAAUAGUCUAUGACUUUUUUGUAUUAUGAAAAUAAAGGAGACAAUUCGACUGAUAUUUACCAGUGUACACUGGAGAAUACGGAACUGACACUAAAAUUGGCAGAAAUUUUUGAUAGAAAGUUUGUAACUCUAAAUAAUGGAGGAUUUCGGUCUCCUGAAUUUUCUCUUUAAAACAGAGAUGCGCUUGAAACUCCUUUUUGGUGCGUUUUUGUAUUUAGAUAUCUAGAAAAGUUGCAUCUCUGUUACUGUGAAUAAUAGUUGUGUAGUUUAAAUACCGUUAUCAAGGAUUACGACCGUGCAAAAACUGUUUUGUUUAUUUAUUGUAACAACGAAUCGUUGUAGGUGUUUUUGUAUGGUACACUAGAUUUUUAGGCACCAAGUGCCAACUGCAAAGUUUUAUUCGCUGUUUACAUAUACAUUUAAGACCAAUUGUUCAACAAUUAUUAUUAGAAAAACGCAAGAGAUGUAAACUAUAUCAAAAGUAUUCAAUCUUAAAUUUUACAUUUGUACAAUAUGAGAUGUUUGUACUAUAAAUUUAAUAGUAUACAAGAGAAUUUGAGAAUGUUUUUAUAACAUAUAAAAUAGAUAAAAAAAAUGACUUAAUUUCAAGAACUUAACAAGAAAAAAUUAAUCUUAUUGAUACAUAAAAUAAUAAGAAAAUACUUUGAAAUUAUCAAAAAAUGAUAAAAAUAUAUCCGGAAUUACGUUUCUACUGAAUUGUGGUAGCAUUUUAAACUAGAUGACAUUUUUGGCGACCUUUUUUUUGGCACAAUUCUGUAAUACUGAAUAUUGUAGAAAAAUAUCCAGUAAAACGAUUAUUGAUAAAUCUGUUUGAUGCUAGGAAAGCAUAUUUAUAUAUUAUAAAUGCAUUCUCGGGAUCAUUUAAUAUUUUUGCAAUAUCUGAUCUCUUUAAAUUAGAUAAAAACUUUUAUUUAAAGAAAGUUUUCGUCUUUUCUAUUUGUAUUUGUAUAAAGGAUGUUUGAAAAUUCCUUUUGGGUGGCACGUUGCCAUUGUUUUAUAAGAAAAUUUGUCAAUUUGUUGGGUUUAUUCACCCUGAUUUGUAUUUGUCAAGUUGUUUUUUGGAAAAUUUGAUUUUUAUACAUGUUGUGUUCAUUCAGUUUAUAUUUUGAGCCUACGAGAGAAGAAUUUGAGUUUUUACGGUAAUAAAUAAAGGAAUGGGUAGAUCUGGUAGUCAAAAUUUGGAUUAUUGUUUUUAAAUUAUUUUUGAAUUCGAGUUAUUGAUAGAAAAAGUUGAAUGCUUCUCUGUGUUGUAGGUUAUAUAUUUUUUUAUACAUUUCUGUGUGCUAAAAGAGGCUGUGAUAUAAAAAUGUAUGUUUUUUGUAUUGUAAAAAAUAUGAUAAGAUUAGACCUAUUUAUGUUGAAAAUAAAUUUAUAUUAUUUACUU
Molecule: messenger RNA, 2782 nt
Organism: Diabrotica balteata
Lineage: Eukaryota; Metazoa; Arthropoda; Insecta; Coleoptera; Chrysomelidae
Source: the annotation of a GenBank genome assembly